This is a messenger RNA of Mus musculus (house mouse), 5715 nucleotides long. RefSeq names its product tyrosine 3-monooxygenase/tryptophan 5-monooxygenase activation protein, epsilon polypeptide (gene Ywhae). Bases 3734 to 4456 code for a protein of 240 amino acids. The transcript has 7 exons. Gene Ontology annotation, cellular component: cytoplasm; endoplasmic reticulum; cytosol. Lineage: Eukaryota; Metazoa; Chordata; Mammalia; Rodentia; Muridae. Gene Ontology annotation, molecular function: phosphoserine residue binding; histone deacetylase binding; protein sequestering activity. Gene Ontology annotation, biological process: intracellular potassium ion homeostasis; regulation of membrane repolarization; negative regulation of toll-like receptor signaling pathway. The record is from RefSeq and is a predicted model, not a curated record.
UUUUUUUUUUUUAAAGCUUUAUUUAUUUUAUGUAUGUGAUUACACUGUUACUGUCUUCAGACAAACGAGAAGAGGGCAUCAGAUCCCAUUACCCAUUACAGAUGGUUGUGAGCCACCAUGUGGUUGCUGGGAAUUGAAUUCAUAACCUCUGAAAGAGCAGUCAGUGCUCUUAACCACUGAGCCUUCUGACCCUUUCCACCCUAAUCCCUUCUAACUCUCCAACACUAGGUAGGAGAGAAAGGUUGGAGGGGAAAGAGGGUGGAGACAUCUUUGGACUACUUCCUACUGAUUAGGGGCAUUGAGCUCCUUGGGACAAGAUAUCCAAUUUAGUUUUCUUGACUCUUUGCUUAGGACCACUUAAUAAACUGCACCAGGAGGACCAGGAACAGGACCCUCCCCGGAGUCAACCCUCAGAUGUGGGACCCUGUAGUUUAUACCCUCUGAAAAGUUCCCAGAAUUCCAAAUGUCACACAUUCAAAGAAACUAACUGCAGUUGGCAAAACCCCAUCCCUGCUAGAGCAAUCCUGGGCAAAUCCUAGUAACCUGCUGUGAAGCAGUUUCUAAUCCCACACCUAGGAUUAAAGCAAAAACAUCGCUACAGAACAACUGGCUUUUUAAAGAAACCAAAAUUCUCACUACACAAGGACAGGAAAGUAAGACAGACCAGUUGUGAGCAGGAAGAGAUCAGCCAGUGUGAGGGAUGAGAAGGCAAGGGGGUGACAGGACCUAAACACUGUGUCCCUGCACAAAAAUGCCAAAAUGCCAUUCUGUGUAAUGUGUGUUAACAAAAUGUUUAUUAGAGAGGCUGGGUAGAUAGUGCAAGUUCAGCCUGCAGAACUCACAUGUGAACUUUGCAGCAGAGAGUGGAGACAAGUAGAACUCUGGGGUUUAUUUGGGCAGCCAUCCUAGGCUACUGAGAGUUCCACGUCCCAGAAAGAGAGUCAGUCUCAAAGAACAAAGUAGGUGGUGGGACACACCUUAAUUCACUGCACUAGGAAGGCAGGAGGGCUUGUACUUGAUGUGUAGCUGAGAGUGGCCUUGAACUCCCAAUCUUCCAGUCCCAUUGUCUUCAGUGCUGGGAUUACAGGUAUACCACCAUGCCAGGCUUAUCAGCCCCCUUUCAACUCCAUGUUUGCUAUUCUACCUGCCUAAUGCUUGGGGAAUCUCAGAACCAGCACGUGCUAAAGAAGAGUUCAUGUUUUUCUCUCUAUCUUAGCCAGCAACUCUUCCUGGACUCCUGUUUGUUUUUUUUAUUAUUGUCAUGGUUUUUGUGUGUAUUUUUUGAGGCAGGGUCUCACACUGUAGCACUGGGUGUCCUGAAACUUGCUCUGUGGCUGGGCCUGAAACUCAAGAGGUCCAACUGCUUUUCCUCCCAAGUGUGCCACUAUCCCUGGCCUUCCUGUUUGCUUUAAAGACAUAGUCUUAUCCUUUUUCUGGGGCUGGCCUGGAACUGGAACUAUGUAACCAAGGCUGGCCUCAAGCUUAUGGCAAUCCUCCUGCCUCAGCCUCUCAGUGCUGGGAUUAUAAGUGUGAGUUACCAUAUUCAGCUCUGUAUUUCUUUUAUGUUACUGGUACUGUUGCUCAUUCCUUUGACAGGGUGGGAAGGUGGGAAGUCAAGUUUUAUUUCACAUGGCUGGUCAGCUACAAAGUCCUGUGGCCUCUCCGUGAUGCUAUUCUUGUCUGUCCUUUCCUCUCUGUCCAGAGGCUAGUAUCGAUUACUUUUGCUUAUAUUUUGUAAUAUGAUAAUUUACCAUUCUUGUUCAUUACUGCUAUGCAAUGUUUUCUUUCUCCUGUUGGCAUAUUUUUUGUCUAUUUUACUGGGUUUUUAUAUCUCUACCUCCCCUUCCAACCCCCCCCCCCCCAACACUAGGUAGGAGAGAAAGAAGGGGAAAGGGAAUAUAGACCUCUAAAGGCUACUUCCUGCUCACUGGGGGCAUCGGGGUCCUUGGGGCAAGUCUAAUCUUUGUCGUCAGGGUAUCUCUAACUUCUUGUCUCUUUGCUUAUGGCCAUUUGACAAACUGCAACAAAAGCAACCAGGAGCAGCAGCCUUCUUCUUUGGAGUGCCCCUGUUCCCCUCUGGGCUCUGGCAUUUAUUUAUCUCCUCUCCAGAGUCUCCAGAAAUCCAAACAUAAACUAUCCGCAGCUGGCAAGACCACAGCCCUGCUAGUGCACAAGGUAAAUCCUAGUCACCUGCUUCGAAGCCGCCUCUUAUCCCACGCCUGGGAUUAAAACGCAAACACAUUCACAGACCAUAGCUGGGUUUUUGAAGAAACCAAAACUCUCACCACCAGCUCCUUUCUUUUUGUGUUUGUGUUUCGAGGUAGGGUAUUUUUAGUCCAGGAUGGCCUGGAACUUGUGGCAAUCCUUGUCUCUGCUUCCACAGUGCUGGAAUUACAGGCGUGAACCACCGCUUCAGUAAGUACGGAAUACUUUUCUUAAGUACAAUUAUGACGAUGUCACCUUCCACUCAGAAUCAUCAAAACAGCUUGCCCAGAUAGGACUAUAACUCAGUGGCAAAACACACGGUGGAAGCUGUGGGGGUCAGUCUCCAGCGUUUGGACAAAACAAUUCCUGUCCGUUCACAGACUAAGAUGCAAACCUCUGGGCGUGUGACCUCAGGCCUUGAUCCCAACCUUUUGAUUUCACACUCAUUUUGAGGCCCUUUUUCUGCAUGGCUCAGCAGCAAGCUGAUAUUGAGUAUAAGAUGUUGAAAAUCCAUAAGGAAGCAGACUAGGCGUGGCCAUUGCAAGUGAAGCAAUCCCCAUGGAGGAUUAUUUAUUUCUAACUCAUCAAUGUCAAUUUGCCCUUACACACCUCAGGUGCACCUUGCACUCCAAGUGAGGCAAGCCACUAUGUCUCCUUUUUCCCUCGAGUGAGGGUUUCCCUUAACUAGCUGAGAUUGACCACUUUUUCUUUUUUCUUUCUUUCCUUUUUUUUUUUUUUGAGAUGGGGGUUUCACAAUGUAGCCCUGGCUGACCUGGAAUUUGCUUUGUAGAUGGGACUUGAUCCAAACUCGAUCCUUGCGCCUCUACCUCACUAGUGUUGGAAUUAAACACACUCACCUAUGCUUGAAGCAAAACCAGAGAUUUUAAACAAAAGUCCUAUCUACGAUAGGCCAAAGAGAUAAAAUAUGGCUGGAGGGGAGAAGAAAAUGCUUAAAGUAUGGAAGCAAGGGAGAUGAUGAUGCGUGAAAACUCGAGCUUUCCCUUCUUGUCCUUGUCAAUUCUUUAAAUUGGAUGAGAAAAAUGUGCUAGAAUGCACAGGGCCGGUUGAUCUUCAACGAGGAAGGCCUGCCGUAGCAAGAACCCAUCAAGCCUGUCGCUCUGUCCCCCACAGGCCAGCCCGCGGUCGCCCCGCACGGGCUUCUGGCUAACUCCCCUCCCGCAGUCUAGGCCGACCUCGCCUCCAGCCGCUCCAGGGGCCGUUCUCCGUCGCAGUCGCAGUUCCCGCCUCGCCACAGGGCCGCCCGCUGUGCCGACGGAGGAGGGGCGUCUGUCGCGCUGGUUCCAGCCUUUUCUGGCGCCGAACUCCGGGAUCCGCCCCCCCCCCCCCCCGCGCCAGUUGCCAGGGAGCGGUUGCCAUAGAGCUGAGCAGUUGUCCGCGUGCGCAGGCGGAAGUCCCGGAUUGAGGCGCCGCCAUUUUUCCUGCUCGGACGCGGAGCGAGAAGCUGAGAGAGUCGGAGACGCUAUCCGCUUCCAUCCGUCGCGCAGACCCUGCCGGAGCCGCUGCCGCAAUGGAUGAUCGGGAGGAUCUGGUGUACCAGGCGAAGCUGGCAGAGCAGGCCGAGCGAUACGACGAAAUGGUGGAAUCAAUGAAGAAAGUAGCAGGGAUGGACGUGGAGCUGACAGUUGAAGAACGAAACCUUUUAUCUGUUGCAUAUAAAAAUGUGAUUGGAGCCAGAAGAGCAUCCUGGAGAAUAAUCAGCAGCAUUGAACAGAAGGAAGAAAACAAGGGAGGAGAGGACAAAUUAAAGAUGAUUCGGGAGUACCGGCAAAUGGUUGAAACUGAGCUCAAGUUAAUCUGUUGUGACAUUCUGGAUGUACUGGACAAACACCUCAUUCCAGCAGCUAACACUGGCGAGUCCAAGGUUUUCUAUUAUAAAAUGAAAGGGGACUACCACAGGUAUCUGGCUGAGUUUGCCACAGGAAAUGACAGGAAGGAGGCAGCAGAGAACAGCCUCGUGGCUUACAAAGCUGCUAGUGACAUUGCGAUGACAGAACUUCCUCCAACGCACCCCAUUCGUUUAGGUCUUGCUCUCAACUUUUCCGUAUUCUACUAUGAAAUUCUUAAUUCCCCCGACCGUGCCUGCAGGUUGGCAAAAGCAGCUUUUGAUGACGCAAUUGCAGAACUGGACACGCUGAGUGAAGAAAGCUAUAAGGACUCUACGCUCAUCAUGCAGCUGCUACGUGAUAACCUGACGCUGUGGACCUCAGACAUGCAGGGUGAUGAUUCCUAAAGGAAAACCCAACUCUUCCUUCCCUUAAAACUACGUUGUGAAGAGCAGAAUAAAGAAGCGCUGCAGGAUGUGGAAGAUGAGAAUCAGUGAGACGAAAUAAAAGCCAACAAGAGAAACCAUCUCUGACUACCCCUUCCCCCCCUCCCCUUGGAAGUUCCCCAUUGUCACUGAGAACCACCAAAUUUGACUUUCACAUUUGGUCUCAGAAUUUAGGUUCCUGCCCUGUUGUUUUUCUUUCUUUUUCUUUUUUUUUUUUCUCCCCUCCCCUUUUUUAAAACAAACAAACAAACAAACAGUUUUCAGAAGUUCUUAAGGCAAGAGUGAAUUUCUGUGGAUUUUACUGGUCCCAGCUUUAGGUUCUUUACGACACUAACAGGACUGCAUAGAGGCUUUUUCAGCAUUACUGUAUUGUCUCCGGCCACACUGGCAAGAUCAUCAUUAGAAAUGGAAAUGACAUUUGAAAGCCAUUAGACUUCUAGGUGAUGCAUCUAAGAAAGAUUAAUCACACAAUAGAGGCAUAUGCGCUGUCAUUUUUCCUUUUUUUAAUUGUUAAAUUGAAUUUUAUACCAAUGUUUAAACUUAAAUUGGGUGUUAGCUUGAGGUGUUUUGGGGGAGUUUGUUGUAAUGGUUUUGCUGUAAACUGUGUUUGGAACUCUGCUGAAGUGUUGCUGAAAAGCAUGGUGCUGGUAACAGUUCAACAAUCCGUGGCUGCUCAUUCUUGCCGACUCCUCCCCCUCUGAAGCAGGUUAGCAUUGAAGGUGGUAUGGAAGCCUGCAUGCGUGUUCAACUCUGUUCCUCCUCCCUCCUCCUCGGCCUCCCUCCUCCCCUCCUUCGCUCGCUCAACCUCUUUUGUUCAGUACGUGUAACUUGAAGCUAAUUUGUACUACUGGAUAUCUGACUGGAGCCGCAGGUACAGAUCUGUAUUGUUCUUACUGAAACACAGCAUGGAAUUAACAUUAAACUUAAAUAAAACAAACCUAAAUUAAAAAUGCCAAAUAUAUCAUGCCUCCAUCCUUUAUACUUCUAAAAUAAAAUCUCUAGUCCAGACAUAUUUGACAGUAUUGUUUGUCUGAAUGUGAAAUAUCCCCCAUUUUAUCCCAUAAAUCAUUUGUUUUCCAAUGAUGUGUAUUUGGGGGGAAGGGAGGAUUGCUUGUAAUCUGGUGUUGAACAACUAAGUCAGUAAUUGUCCUGUCUUUCAAACCAGUUAGCAACACAAUAUUUAUGUUUAAAUUUAUCAUUAAAGUACAACAGUCAUUUAA